This is a messenger RNA of Aspergillus oryzae RIB40, 1269 nucleotides long. RefSeq lists its product as uncharacterized. Gene Ontology annotation, molecular function: triacylglycerol lipase activity. Lineage: Eukaryota; Fungi; Ascomycota; Eurotiomycetes; Eurotiales; Aspergillaceae. The transcript has a single exon. Bases 1 to 1269 code for a protein of 422 amino acids. The record is from RefSeq and is a predicted model, not a curated record. Gene Ontology annotation, biological process: lipid catabolic process.
AUGCUCUCCCCUGUCCGUCUACUCCCUCUUAUUGGGAGUCUUCUAUCUUUAGUCUCCGGGUUGCCUACCACCAACCCAUCGUCUGUAGUUCUCCCUCCCAGUGCAGAUCCCUUCUACAGCGCCCCAAAUGGCUACGAGAGCACCCGUCCCGGCGCCAUCCUGCGCCUACGACCCGUUCCAGGCAAUCUGACAGCGCUGGUCGGUAAUGCUUCAGCAGCAUACAAUAUCGUCUACCGCACCACGGACAGCCAAUAUCGCCCUUCGUGGGCCGUGACUACUGUCUUCGUUCCCUCCAACCCUCGUCCCGGCAACACUUCCGUACUCUCAUAUCAAAUCGCAUAUGACUCGCACAGCAUCGAUGCCAGCCCCAGCUAUGCCAUGUACAGCUCGCCUCCGAUCGAUGUCACCCUCGCGCUGAGCCAGGGCUGGUACGUCAAUGUCCCGGACUACGAAGGCCCUCUCGCCUCCUUCACGGCGGGUGUCCAAUCGGGCCACGCCACACUAGACUCCAUCCGCAGUAUCCUCAACUCCAACACCACCGCCUUCAACAUUAAAACUUCAUCCUCCCGCACAGCUCUAUGGGGAUACUCCGGCGGCGCCCUCGCCAGCGAAUGGGCCACCGAAUUACAGGUGCAAUACGCACCCGAACUCUCUCUCGCCGGAGCUGCACUCGGCGGUCUCACACCCAACAUCACGAAUGUAAUGAACACCGUCACUGGGAACCUCAACGCAGGACUCAUCCCAGAAGCAGUCCUCGGUCUAGCCAGUCAAUACCCAGCUACCUACAAAUACCUAGUAGAUCAAUUAAACCCGGAGGGAAAGUAUAACCGCACGACCUUCCUCCUAUCACAAAACAUGACAAUCGCCCAGGCGGAGGCUUUCUUCGCAGGACAGAACAUAUAUAAUUACUUCAUCAACGGCAGUGAUACCUUUAAGGCUCCUGUGGUGCAGUAUGCGCUGAAUCGGGACGGGUAUAUGGGAUACCAUGGCGUGCCGCAGAUCCCUAUCUAUGCGUACAAGGCGAUCCAUGAUGAGGUCAGUCCUGUCGGCGAUACGGAUGCGCUGUUGGAAAGGUACUGCGGUGUCGGCGUGAAUAUCUUGUAUGAGCGGAAUUCUAUCGGCGGACAUUCUGCGGAGGGCACAAAUGGCCAUGCUAGGGCGCUGCAGUUCGUUUCCUCUGUCUUGGAUGGGUCGUAUGCUAGUGUGUAUCAGACCCAGGGGUGCACGUUCAGGGAUGUUGCGGUGAAUAUCACUGAUUCGGCGCUGUGA